Molecule: messenger RNA, 2423 nt
Organism: Castor canadensis (American beaver)
Lineage: Eukaryota; Metazoa; Chordata; Mammalia; Rodentia; Castoridae
Source: RefSeq, a predicted model, not a curated record
UACUUCGGUGGGGCGGCAGUCGGGGAGGGUUCAGCGUAGUGUGUUGCUGAGCGAGCCGGUGGGCUGGGCUCCGGCCCAGCAAGCGGCCGGCGAUGCUGGAGGGUGGCUCGGAGGACGCGGAGCGCCAAGCAGACGGCGACGUUGUGGGGGCUGUGGCGGCGCCGCCCGCCAUCGACUUCCCGGCGGAAGGCACGGAUCCCAAGUAUGAUGAAUCUGAUGUUCUAACGGAGCUCCAAGUGUUAAAAGAACCCCUCCAACAGCCAACUUUCCCCUUUGUAGUUGCAAACCAACUUCUGCUGGUCUCUUUGCUGGAGCACCUGAGCCAUGUGCACGAGCCGAAUCCACUUCGUUCAAAGCAGGUGUUUGAAUUACUUUGUCAGACCUUUAUCAAGAUGGGACUGCUGUCAUCUUUCACCUGCAGUGGUGAGUUUAGCUCAUUGAGACUUCAUCACAACAGAGCUAUUACUCAUUUAAUGAAGUCUGCCAAAGAAAGAGUUCGUCAGGAUCCUUGUGAGGAUAAUUCUUACAUGCAGAAAAUCAGAUACAGAGAGGUCGCCUUUGAAGCCCAGACUUCCCGCUACUUGAACGAAUUUGAAGAGCUUGCCAUCCUAGGAAAAGGUGGAUAUGGGAGAGUCUACAAGGUCAGGAAUAAGUUAGAUGGUCAGCAUUACGCAAUUAAGAAAAUCCUGAUUAAGGGCGUAACGGAAACAGAUUGUAUGAAGGUACUGCGGGAAGUGAAGGUCCUGGCAGGUCUUCAACACCCUAAUAUCGUAGGCUAUCACACCGCGUGGCUGGAGCAUGUCCAUGUGACCCGGCCACAAGCAGGCAGAGUUCCGAUCCAGUUGCCCUCUCUUGAGGUGCUGUCUGACCAGGCCGAGCACAGAGAUCAGUGUGCAGUAAAAGGUGGUGAGAGCAGCUCUUCCAUUAUCUUUGCUGAGUUCACCUCAGAAAAAGAAAAAUCUGACAUUGGAGAUGAGAAUAACAGAUUGGUGACCUAUACCACUGAAGUUGUCCUGAGGGACAGCAGUGAGCGUGGGUCGUCUGCUGAGCACCAGGAAAACGGCUUGCCUGACUUGUCCAUCAGGUCCUUGGUUAAGCAGCAGCUGCCGCUCAGGCACAACUCAGACCUGGAGGAGGACCUCACGUCCACAGAGGAGUCUUCGGAAGAAAACUUAAACUUGGGGCAGACAGAGGUGCGGUACCAUCUGAUGCUGCACAUACAGAUGCAGCUGUGCGAGCUCUCCCUGUGGGACUGGGUCGCCGAGAGGAACCAGCGCAGCCGAGAGUGUGUGGAUGAAGCUGCCUUACUUGUCCAAGAACGUGCUAGAUACCACAAAAAGAGUCACUUGGUGUGGAAUAGGUUCGAGCUGUACAACAAAGUAGACCGUUCACAGAGCCUGUCCUUAUGUUAUGGCCAGUGUUGCGACAAAAAUUUUUCAAGAGUUGGUGGAAGGUGUAUUUUACAUACACAACAUGGGAAUUGUGCACAGAGAUCUGAAGCCCAGAAAUAUUUUUCUUCAUGGACCAGACCAUCAGGUAAAAAUCGGAGACUUUGGCCUGGCCUGCACAGACAUCAUACAGAAGAAUUCAGACUGGACCAACAGAAACAGGAAAGGAAAGCAGCACACACUUCCAGGGUGGGGACUUGUUUGUAUGCUUCACCCGAGCAGCUGGAAGGAUCAGAGUAUGAUGCUAAGUCAGACAUGUACAGCCUGGGUGUGAUCCUGCUGGAGCUCUUUCAGCCAUUUGGGACAGAAAUGGAGCGAGCAGCAGUUUUAACAGGUGUGAGAGCUGGACGGAUACCUGAGUCCCUCAGUCAAAGGUGUCCAGUGCAGGCCCAGUAUAUCCAGCAGCUGACCAGCAGGAGCGCCUCCCAGAGACCGUCUGCCCUUCAGCUGCUACAGAGCGAGCUCUUCCAAACCUCUGGAAACGUUAAUCUCACCCUACAGAUGAAGAUAAUAGAGCAAGAAAAAGAAAUCCAAGAACUGAAGAAGCAGCUGAGCCUCCUGUCUCAGGCCAAGGGGGUCAAGGGGUGACAAGCAGGGCCUCCCUGCCUCCCUCACUAGGCAGCAUCAGUGACACAAAGGUGGACUCACUUUUAGACCAGCCAACUGCAAUGCAGAUUUCAGUCUGUAGUAGGGGGUAAGUGGAAUGAUUCUUGUGUUCAGCAAGUGUGUACAGCCCGUGAAGGAUGUAAAACUGCCCCACCGCCUGCCCCUACAUCGCUCCUUUCUGACCAACCACUCUUUGUUCAGCCUGUUCUCCUUCUCUCUCCUCUACUUAAUUUACUACCAACAUGCUCUCAACUACAGCGUGGCACCCCGUGACUGUCUAAACUCUGUCUACUUUCGUCCAACUCCAGAAGGCCCAGCAGCUGGAGUCUCAGCUGUCUAGCAGGCUGAAGCCCGAAGGGCAGUCCCCAU